AUGGAGAAUGAUGUUGAACUUUGUGUGUUGUUGGUAGAUUUUACGUUACCAUCAUCAUCGGAUCAUGAUAAUACGACUAGAAAUUCUCUAUCCGAAAUGAUGAGAAAUAAAUUUACAAGACAGCAAGCCGGAAAGAAAAAGUUUUUGGAAAAUAGAAACCAUUCAAGAUCUCUUGAUUUUUUACCUAUUGAAUUUAUGAAGGAUAAAUCAUUUGUUUUAAAUUAUAUUCAACAUUGCAAUCAUGAUAAGAGUUACGAAUUUUUAAAAAGUGCAGCUAUUGAGUUCAGACAUGAUCCACAAGUUAUGAUUGAAAUUGUCAAACAUGCAGGUUAUAUGCUAGAAUAUGCUUGUGCAGAUUUGCGAAAUGAUAAGGAUCUUGUGAUGGAAGCUGUCAAACAACAUGGUAACGCGUAUUCCUAUGCUUCUGAAACAUUGAAAAACGAUAAGGAUAUUAUUUUGGCAGCUGUCAAACAAUGGAACCAGAUUCGUUUCACUUUGGCCAACGAAUGGAAGAACGACAAUGACAUUUUUUUGUGUUCGAUAUGUCCCAAUGUUGCUCACAAAUAUUCACAUACACAUUGGAAUAAUGACAUGAUCUCACUUUUCUCAACAUUGAAAGAUGACAAGGAAUUCUUGCUGGAUGCUGUCGAAAGAUAUCCAACCGCUUUACAAUUCAUAUCAGACGAGCUUAGGAAUGAUAAACAGUUCAUACUUUCGUGCGUUAAACAAAAUGGAGACUCACUACGAUAUGCUUCCGAUGAUUUGAUAAAUGACAAGGAAUUGGUUUUAAAGGCAUUGAAACAAGACGUGUAUUUACUUGAAAAUGUUUCAGACGAGAUCAAGAGUGACAAUGAAUUUAUCAUGCGAGCAGUUCAAGAAAACGGGUUUGCAUUAGUGUUUGCACCACAAAGUUUUAUGAACCUUUUGCAACAUGACAGGAGUAUAUUAUUACAAACAGUUAAAUUAUUUGGCUCUGCUCUUCAAUAUGCAUCGUACGAAAUGCAAAACGAUAAGGAAAUAGUAUUAGAAGCAGUUCAACAAAAUGGACAUUCUUUAGUGUUUGCUUCAGAUGAAUUGAAAGAUGAUCAAGAGAUUGUGUUAGCAGCUGUAACAAAUCAAAGAGCAGCAUUUCAAUAUGCAUCCACAAGGAUUUUGAAUGACAAGGAAUUUGUGUUGCAAUUAAUCAGACAAAACUUGACGACAGUAUUGGCGUUUGCUUCUCCCGAGUUGAGACAAUGCAAAGAAAUUGCUCUCGAAGCAGCCAGACACGUGUGCUUUGCAUGGGAUUGCAUCAUUAGUCAUGAUCCAGACCAUCCACUCUUUCUUUAUUUCUCGAAUGAAAUUCUAUUUUCUGAUCCAGACAUGAUGCUGGAAUGUGCCAAGUAUACAGGUUAUGCCCACAAGUACAGUGAUACCUUAUACAAGGCUCGAAUGGAUCAUUAUUAUGAUGGAAUUUAUUUGGGAAACCAUAGUAAUAAGGUGUCGAGUGGAUGA
Naegleria lovaniensis is the source of this 1494-nucleotide messenger RNA. RefSeq lists its product as uncharacterized. The record is from RefSeq and is a predicted model, not a curated record. The transcript has a single exon. Lineage: Eukaryota; Heterolobosea; Eutetramitea; Acrasida; Naegleriidae. Bases 1 to 1494 code for a protein of 497 amino acids.